GUGAAAACUUUCGUUUCACGAUGAAAAGAAGCUUACUUUUAAUCAUGGUGCUUGGUGUGCUUUUUCUAAGAGAAUCCCUCAGCAAACCAACAAAAAUAGUGGCGAGUUCUGAUGUGUUAGAUCCAAUUGCAUUAACUGUGAACGAUAAAUCUGAAAUUGUUGCUACGAGAGAACAAAGAUCGCCGCAAUUCGGUUUGUUAGGCAGUUACGGCGAUUAUUCUGAUUACGAUGACAAUUUCUUCAGAAGCAGACGAAAGUUUCAUCAUAAACCGUAUCAUAGGCCUGGAGGAUAUGGAUGUCGCCGUUAUGGCUGCGGUGGAGGUGGAGGAUGGCAACCGGACUACGGGAACUAUCAUCAUACAGGACAGGGAGCAUCUUUCGCCUCAGCAUCAGCGGGAUCUAUAAACGGAGGUGGUCCUUAUGGAGGAGGACAGAGCGCGGCCAAUGCACAGAGUGCGAGUUUCAACAUCGGGCCUUUCUCAGCUUCGUUCAGCGCAGCUCAGUCCUCGUCCUCGGGAUUUUGAAUCUUUGAAAGCAUACUAGGAACUGAUGUCGAUCCCGAAUCACCCCUAAUUUAUUUCACCGCCGUUUAUCCGUCAUCGUUGUGGGUCCAUUGUUUACAAACAUUCUGCGUCACUAGGUACAAGUAAAUAAGCCUAACCGCGGGCGCGAGCCACCCCCUUUUGCCUCCUGAGAUUUCCUGAGAGAGCAAGUUUCCUUUGUCCGCGUGCCAUCAACCACCAGAUGUUCUCCAAAAUAAAACCGACAAAAAUAGCGCGACGUAGCGCCGCGAUUCGCGCACCAACAAGCGAGACCGUACAGGACAAACCCUGUGCGAGAGAGGCGAAAGGGAGGAGACGCCGGGUCGCGCGAGACGAAGGGUCGCUGGAUAAACGGCACAAAAGGAUAUAGGAAAGCCAAAGGAAGGAGGCCCGGUUAAAAGAGCGAGGACCUGAAAUCGAGAUCCGAAAAGUCCCGUGCAAUGACCGGGCGAGCUGCACACACGACGAUCCUUCGCCAGGCCGGUGCAGCGUCCUCCGCUUCAGGAUACUCUCUACCCUCUCGUUAUCUUCUUCUUUUCUUCACUCUUCUUUCUCAGGGCAGCCAGAGGGAGCGACGCCCUAUCGAGAACGACUGCGCAGGACGACGAGAAGCGUCGCAACUUUUCGGCGAAACGCUGAGAUUAUUUGUUUGUUGUUUAGCAAAAAUUUUAUUAUUUGCGGACAGGAGGAAUCAACAGUCUUGUGACUUCGACGAUUGUUAGUUUUUAAAUUUC
Molecule: messenger RNA, 1276 nt
Organism: Nylanderia fulva
Lineage: Eukaryota; Metazoa; Arthropoda; Insecta; Hymenoptera; Formicidae
Source: RefSeq, a predicted model, not a curated record